CGAAAAAAGAAUCUCGGAUCCCUCUGUUUGUCACUACUAAGAAGGCUAGGUGCUUGUUGCGUGUGUUUCGUAACAAGAGCCUUGCAUAUUACACAGAGCGAGACAAGUCAGAAUUCGUGAGCGCUAGCUAGCUAAAUCUAAUCACAGUCUCAAAAGUAUGCGAGGGGAGUUAACACAGGAGACGGCGGUGGAAGCUCCGGCGAGCGCGGUGUGGGAGGCGUACCGCGGGCUUGAGCUGGCAAGGCUGGUCACUGAGCUGAUGUCGGACACCAUCGGCCACGCCCAAGUCCUUGAAGGCGACGGCGGCGUUGGCACCCUCGUCAACCUCACUUUCCCACCGGGGACUCCUGGGGCGGGAUACGUGAAGGAGGUAUUCACGGUGGCGGACGACGAGAAGCGGGUCAAGGAGACCGAGACAGUCGAGGGCGGCCUACUGGCUCUGGGCUUCGACUCGCUCCGAGUCCGCCUCGAAAUCGUGGAGACCGGUGCCGAGUCCAGCGCCAUCAAGUCCACGCUCCUCUACGAGGUGGACGACGCCAAACCUGAGCUUCUCGCCUAUCUCUCCACCGACCUGUUGGAACGCAUGGCCAAAGGGAUAGCCAACCAUGUCGUCCAGAAUUACAACAACAAGAAGAAGAAAUCGCCAUCCCUCUCUCCAUCUGAAUGAUUCCGAUUUGUGGUGUUUAGCCCGUAAUUCUGCUCCGAGCCCACCUUCCUCUGAUAGAGACUCCACUUCACCCUGUAAUCUCUCACUACUGUUUUUUCUUAGGAAACUUAACACGUUCUAUUCGUUUGUGUUUAAGUUUUGGUAUUGAAUUUUGAAGAUAUAUACUAUGAUAUUUAAACUUAGGAUUUAGUGAUAGAUGAUCCUUUUGAAAAUUUUCUUCAUGAACGACUUUCACGGUCUAUUGUCCAUGGCUCUUAUUAACGGAUUUUCUUAUGAAAACAUAAUUGCAUAUGAGUAAUGGUAACACAAUGAAGUUAGUAAUUUUACGGUAAUUAAAUAUUGAAGGAUUUUGACAUAUAGAAGUGACUGUGUUUAACUUAAAUAGGGUUUUCUCACAUUCAAAUUUUUAUAAGGAUUUUACGCACAAGACAACCACAAGAAGCUCUUUACCAUGACGACGACUACAAAAACCAGACAAGAUCUUUCAUGGCAGCCUCCCCCUAUAGACUGGAUGGCAGUCAACUCGGACGGAUCUGUUUUGCAGCAUAAUUCGGCAGCGGCAGCAGGUGGGCUGCUUCGUAACCACCUUGGCAGAUGGGUAGGAGCAUUUGCUGCAAACUUAGGCAGCUGCUCCAUUACCAAGGCGAAGAUGAUCGAGGCACUUACAGGGCUACAAAUGGCUUGGGAUCAGGGUCACAAGAAAGUUCUCCUCCGCCUAGACUCUACUGCGGCCAUGGCCAUUUUAGCAGCUAAAGACAACGACAACGGGCGCUACCACAACCUUACUCGGCGCUUUCAGGAUCUUCUACAACGUAAUUGGGAGGUGCAGAUUUCUCAUUCCUACCGCGAGUGCAACAAAGUGGCUGACUAUUUGGCCAAUAAGGCCCAUGUUUUCAGUUUGGGCACUCAUUUGUUUGAUAUUUCGGAUCCGGGUCUUAAUUUCUGGAUCAUGUAUGACAACAUGGGUACUACCCAAGAUCGUUUAAUAUAAGUUUCAGGCAGGG
Messenger RNA from Linum trigynum, 1671 nucleotides. The record is from the annotation of a GenBank genome assembly. NCBI's taxonomy places the organism in Eukaryota, Viridiplantae, Streptophyta, Magnoliopsida, Malpighiales, Linaceae.